AUGUCAAGAGAUGACUCCAAUUAUGACAACUCGGAUGUACUGAAUUCCUCUUUCUAUUCCUCUACCUCUAUCAAUACUAUGGAUCAUGUGAAAACUUUCAGGAACUCAUUGGUAUUGGCGGAUUUGAAUGACCCUUAUUACAAUGGAAGGUUACCGGAGAGCCAGUAUUCAGAAGAUGUUGGAAGUGAUGAAAUGUUCUCACAGCCUUCGACGAAGGAUAAAGAAAUAGCUACUAUGAAAAUGAGUACUUCACCCUCUUUGAGCGCAUUGGCGGGGAUCUUAAAUGAGAAAUCGAGGCAGGCCAACGAGAAGUUACAUUCCAGCACAAUCAUUGAUUCAUCGAUUGUGGAAGAAGAUGACGACGAAAACAAUCCGAUAUCACAGACAGUGGAUGUGCCGAGCACAGGAGAAGCUUCUCCGAAUUUGUUUGAGCUGAAUGACAACGAGGAGGUUUACUGUCCACAAGUCACCCCAUCAUCUAAAUCAUACAUUUCGACGCAGCCCGAUUUCUUGAGCACACCCAAAAUUACCACCGAGUAUACUAAUGUUAAUCAGCAUUCAAAAACGCCUCAGGAUGAGUCAAGAGUGGAAUCAAGACGCGUUAUUUCAGAGGUUCCUACAAGUGGUAGCAAUUUGGCGAAAAGUGCUCUACCCACUCCUCAAAGAACAGUCUCAGCAAGUGUAACUGUAGACCAGAACUCGCACAGCAAAAAGAAGAAGAAUUUUUUUUCAUUUCUAAGAAGGAGACACACUGGAGAUAGCUUAACCAGUGAUAAUUUAAGUCCAAAGAUUCCAAACUCCACGACCUUCUCCCUGGGAAGUACAAGAUCAUCUCAGCUACCUUCGGAAAAGCUAACAAAGAAGUCAUACAGUAGUAACAAUCUUUUCAGCACAUUCAGGAAAAAUAAAGAAGUUAAGAAUGCGAAUGAGGGUAAAAAUCUCACUAACCAUGAGGUUGAACGAGCCUUUAACGAAUCAUGCCUAGCUUCGAAUGACGAGAACAAACAUGAGAGUGCUAAACCAUCUCUGCCUAAGAAAGAUAUAUCAAAAAGAAAACCGACGCCACUCAGUUAUGAGCAUCUCGAGAACAAACGAGCUUCAGACGCAAAGAAACUUGAAUCACCUAAAAUGCAACAAGGUACUGCGCUGGACGAAGAACGCUCGUUGCCAUUGCCGCCAAAACUCGAUAGCGGAGAAGCGGUCUUCCCAAAAUACCUAGACAAGCAAGAAGUAGAUUCUAUUGUGUCUUUAGAGCGCUCAAGGUCUACAAAAUCUAAUAAAAGAAGCUCAGUCGCGUCCCAUAGACGAUCCUUCACUGAUACUCUAUCCGUCAAUGCUCAGAACGAGGGUAUGUAUGUUAUGGAAGCAUCAUCAGUGGUAUUAUCGACUCCCGAUCUAGGUAAAUCACCUGCAAGUAGCAUUUUAAGAAACGGGAAGUUUGAGUCAAUGGAUUUUUCAUCUAACAACUCCAACAUUCAAGAUGACCUGAUAGAAAUGAACAAAUUAUCGAGUGAUGAGCCUCCUCUAAAACUAGAAACAAUGGAAAGCCAGCAUUUAAUGGGAUCUAUCGAAGAAAAAUUGAAAGAUCUGAUAGGUGAGCCAGAAGCAGAAGUUGAACCUAUACAGAAAGAGGCUGCUAGUAAUACAUUUGAUGAUGACCCCGAAUUCAUGUCAGAUAUCAUGGAAUUUGCCAAUAUUAUAAAUUUUGGAGACGGGGUCAAUUUCGAUUUCGACUCGACCUCUUUGGAGCCUAAGGUAGCGACCUUGGAACCGCCCUCCAUGUCCAAUCGAGAAGUUCUGUCUGAGGGUUCAGUUCAACCUACAGAGCAAACGAAUUUUGCAGCAGGUCUGGGAAUAUCAAGCAAUGUGGAACCCAAUAACGAACAGGGAGAUAAUCAUUUAGUGGAAGUCUCACCAGAAGCCCCAGUAGAAAGAGCUGAAGACGAUGAAUUUGAAAAUGAGGAUUUUAAUAACCUAUAUGAGAAUCCCCAAGAAACUCCGCGCCUGAGAGCUUACAUCCCAGAAAUUGAUAUCCAGAGACCCAUAUCAAUGUCCUUUAGGGGAUUAAAAGCCCAAGGUUUCAAUGCAUCAAUAACAGGCUCUUCGGCGACUGAAUCGCUCGUAAGAGGGGAACGCAUGAGUUUCGCCAGUGCUGAAAGAAGACCGGUCAAUAACGUGAUUUUUUCUUCCAAGAUUAUUCUCUAUGACACUUACAGUGAAGAAGAAUACGAUAGAAAACCAGAUGUCGCCACUUGCAAUCAAUUAACUCCGCAACUCGCUCAAUUGAUCAAGGCCGAAUUGAAUGAUUUAAAAAGCGAAAUGGAAGUUCAUGAAGAAUCUCGAUGCUAUACACAUUACUUUUAG
Messenger RNA from Torulaspora delbrueckii, 2364 nucleotides. RefSeq names its product Bni4p (gene BNI4). The record is from RefSeq and is a predicted model, not a curated record. Gene Ontology annotation, molecular function: actin binding. Bases 1 to 2364 code for a protein of 787 amino acids. The transcript has a single exon. Gene Ontology annotation, biological process: actin cytoskeleton organization. Lineage: Eukaryota; Fungi; Ascomycota; Saccharomycetes; Saccharomycetales; Saccharomycetaceae.